GACGUUACAGCGCUGCUGCAUCGUCGUUUCGAACAUGGCCGCGGCAGAAUGCGAAACGAAGGAGAGCAACUCUCUUUCGGUGGACCUGUUGAAGACACCGGUCUUGUCCGAUGAGACCGUCAGCGCGAUCGAAAAACAGGAAGGCUCCGGCAUUCCGUUGCAGACUUCGUGGACUUUCUGGCUCGAUAAAGCUAUCCCUGGAACAACCGCUGAAGAAUACAAAGCCAACUUGCAGAAAAUCUAUACUGUAAAUACUGUGCAAAAUUUCUGGGCAGUCUUCAAUAAUAUACCAAAUGCUGGAGAUAUGCAGGUUAGAUACAGUUACCACUUAAUGAGAGAUGAGAGAUAUCCUUUAUGGGAAGAUAAACUGAAUCAAAAGGGUGGGACCUGGAGAUUAAAGUGCCAUAAAUGCGAUACUGAACGUGUGUGGAAAGAAGUGGUGCUUGCAGCUAUUGGAGAACAGUUUACUACACAUGUAGCACAAGAUGAUGAAGUCUGCGGAGUGACUGUAUCUAUACGUGAUAGGGAAGAUCUUAUUCAAAUUUGGAACAUUAAUGCUGCCUUGCAAUCAAAAGCUACGGUCCUAAAGAAAGUUCACUUCCUAUUGCCUGAGGUUAAUUUCCUGGGAGAAUUUUAUAAAGAACAUCAAUCUAAUCAUGCUUAUGGGAGACGUUAAAUAUACAGUGAUAUUAUGGUGAAA
Molecule: messenger RNA, 700 nt
Organism: Nylanderia fulva
Lineage: Eukaryota; Metazoa; Arthropoda; Insecta; Hymenoptera; Formicidae
Product: eukaryotic translation initiation factor 4E type 3
Biological process (GO): translational initiation
Cellular component (GO): eukaryotic translation initiation factor 4F complex
Molecular function (GO): translation initiation factor activity; RNA 7-methylguanosine cap binding
Source: RefSeq, a predicted model, not a curated record